UAUCUGGAUGGAGCACUAAGGGAUACAUGGCAUGUCCUACUUGCAAUAAGGAUGCACCUUCACAGAGGGUAAGAAGUAAAAUUUGUUACAUGGGUCACCGUCGGUAUCUUGAAGCUAGCCACCCAUGGAGAAGAAGCAAGAAAUUUGAUGGGAAAAAAGAAUAAAACCAAAAGAGCUCUCAGGAGAUGAUGUCUUGCAACAAUUGGAUUUACUCAGUACUUAUAAACCAGGAAAACACUCAAAUAAUAAGAAAAAUAAACGUCUUCCUGAAGAGUUGAAUUGGGUGAGGAGAAGUAUUUUAUUUGAGUUACCAUAUUGGAAGAGCUUGAAGUUGCGGCAUAAUUUAGAUGUCAUGCACAUAGAAAAGAACAUUUGUGAGAGUAUUCUGGGGACUUUAUUAAAUAUUGAUGGGAAAACUAAGGACACAUAUAAAGCAAGACAAGAUCUUAAGGAUAUGAACAUAAGAAAAGAACUAUGGUUGCAACAUGAUGGUUCUAGUUGUACAAUGCCAGCUGCUUGUUAUACUAUGUCAAAAAAAGAGAAAAAAAAGUUUUGGGCAUUUGUAAAAGAUGUUAAAUUUCCUGAUGGUUAUGCUUCAAAUAUCUCAGGGUGUGUAAGUGAGGAUGAUGGUCAAAUAAGUAGACUCAAAAGUCAUGACUAUCAUGUCCUGUUACAACGAGUGCUACCUAUUGCUAUUCGUGGAUUUGAAAAUAAAAAUGUCUCUUCAUCAUUGAUUGAUUUAGGCGAUUUCUUCCAACGAUUAUGUUGUAAGACAUUGAGACGAGAUGACUUAGAACAACUUGAAAGGGAUAUAAUUGUUAUAUUAUGUAAGCUUGAGAUGAUCUUUCCACCUGCUUUUUUCGAUAUUAUGGUACAUUUGGCUGUGCAUUUACCACGAGAGGCUAUGUAUGGGGGACCAGUACAAUAUCGUUGGAUGUACAAAAUUGAGAGGUUCUUGUGCAAGCUUAAGCGUUAUGUGCGAAACAAGGCACGAGCAGAAGGUUCUAUUGCAGAAGGCUAUAUUAUUGAUGAAUGUUUGACAUUUUGCUCUAUGUAUCUUACCGGCAUCGAAACUAGAUUUAAUCGUGAAGAUCGAAAUGAUGAUGGAUCUAGCAAGAAAGAUGAACCUGUUCUAGACAUAUUUUCAAAGAGUGUUAGACCAUUUGGAGAUGGAGAUUAUGAUGCCAUACCAAGGAAAGAUCUUGAUAUGGCUCGGUGGUAUGUGUUGAAUAAUUGCGAAGAAGCAGAAUCUUUUCUUCAAGAGCAUAAAGAAGAGUUGGUGAAACAAGAUGUUGGGAAUAUAGAAGAGAAACACAGAGAACAAUUUCCUUUAUGGUUUAAAAAGGAAAGUAAGUGAUUUUAAGAUAAUAAUCAUGUUGUUGUGUUUAAAUUUUAAUCUUUUUCUUCUUUACUAAUUGAACGCAAUAUUUUUUUAAUCAUAGAUUUUGAAAUUAUAUAAUAAGGACAAGUCAAUGUCUAUCAAGAAAUUAUAUCCUUUGGCAAUGGAAUCGAUGUGCGUGGAAGAAAACAUAUCGGCUGUGUUAUAAAUGGUGUUAGGUAUCUUAUUCAACGACGCGAUGAAUUACGUAAAAGUCGAAUUGUGGUAUAG
Molecule: messenger RNA, 1609 nt
Organism: Lycium ferocissimum
Lineage: Eukaryota; Viridiplantae; Streptophyta; Magnoliopsida; Solanales; Solanaceae
Exons: 2
Coding region: 353-1357 (334 amino acids)
Source: RefSeq, a predicted model, not a curated record